Messenger RNA from Colletotrichum spaethianum, 711 nucleotides. RefSeq lists its product as uncharacterized. Gene Ontology annotation, biological process: nucleoside metabolic process. Bases 1 to 711 code for a protein of 236 amino acids. Gene Ontology annotation, molecular function: catalytic activity. NCBI's taxonomy places the organism in Eukaryota, Fungi, Ascomycota, Sordariomycetes, Glomerellales, Glomerellaceae. The transcript is spliced from 2 exons. The record is from RefSeq and is a predicted model, not a curated record.
AUGGCAUGUUUGCCCGAGGGACAGUACGGCAUAACCAACGCGGCCAUUGUCGCGAGUAACAUGAAGCGAAGCUUUGGAUCCAUUCAAUUUGGUUUCAUGGUUGGUAUCGGUGGUGGCGCUCCUGGAGACAUCGAUAUCAGACUCGGCGAUGUUGUGGUUGGCACCCAUGUUUUUCAGCACGACUUCGGGAAGAUAGAAGCAGGCGACAAAUUUCGUUCAACGGGAACUAAACGACUGCCGCCCCAGAUCCUCCUCAACGCCAUUUCCAAGCUGAGAGCAGGUCACGAAAGAUCUCCUAGCCUGAUACCUUGGAUACUCGAUGACAUGUUCAAGAGGUGUCAAGGCCUAAAACAGAAAGGAUACGGCUACCCAGUCCGAAGCGACGAUCAGCUGUUUUACGCCAGAUACGACCACCCAACGGCAAAACCUGACUGCAGUGAAUGCAGCUCAUCAGAGGUGCGAUGUCGAAAACCGCGAGCUACGAAAGACCCGCACAUUCACUACGGCGGCAUCGCGUCUGGCAAUCAAGUAAUCAAGUCCGGCCGGAUGAGAGACAAACUGGCAAAGGAGCACGAUGUUUUGUGCUUUGAGAUGGAGGGAAUUGGUUUGGCAGAUGCCUUCCCUUGCAUGGUCGUCCGAGGAAUCUGUGACUACUCAGACUCGCACAAGAACAAAAAAUGGCAAAGUGGAACAAAGGUUUCGGGCUCGUAG